CUUUCGGGCGAAACUAACAUUCGAUUGAUAAUCAUGAAGAACGUAUAAUUACUGAUUGAUCGAAUCGUUGGCAAGUGGCGCUAAGACCAUCAUUUGUAUUCGUUCGAUCGACGCCUAAAUUCCAAAGAAAAGUAAUUAAGAGUACGGCGACGUAGUUGCAUCUGAAUUACAUCUUCAUUGCGUCUGGAUUUCUGACAAGAAGAUGCUAUUUGAGAAAGAACGCCUGGGAAGAGUUAGGUGUGGAGUAUAUUCCACAUCGUGAAAAGAGAAAAAAACGUUGGAAAGGUUUUAGUUUAGCUGUCUUCCCCCACCUCCCGACUCCACUCGAUUUGGCACGAAAAGAAGGAAGGUACCCGCAGUGCGGAUGUCGCGCGACUGAGAUUCGCAGAGGAGGAGAGAACGUACGCCUUGUUCUUCGUGUAAUACGAAUAAAAGAAAUCUAAUUGUUCGUACGAAACGUGCAUGUAGAGAGAGAGAGAGAGAGAGAGAGAGAGAGGGUGCGUGCCAAAUGUGAUCUUGUAUGUAAGUGCGUGUGAGAUUGCAUGCAAUGCCACGAUUCAUACACGACUAUAUCAAAUACACAAGUAUUGUCAUCCUUGUCGUCGUAAACACGAGGAACGUUUUUGCGUUUUUGCUUUUUCAUAAGCAAGCCAUUUUCUAACCGGAAAUAUCAAAAAAACAUUUUCGACACGAACGAAGUUCGUAUGAGAAGUGUAAUUGUCGUAUGAAUGUCGUAUGAAUAAUCGUGUAAACGGAAAAAUGCCAGCGUCUCGUGGAGGCAUGGUGCAUGGUGUUAUGCCACCGCACUACCUCCACGAGCUGCCGGCACAAGACGAGGAACGGCUCGAAAAAAUAUUCCAAAAGCUCGAUCUCGAUGGAAACGGCAGAAUCGACGUACACGAUCUUUCCAAAGCACUUCACGAGGUCGGCGUACACAAGCAAUAUGCUGAGAAAUUUCUUGCUAGAUCGGAUAGUACAAAAAGUGGUGACAUCAGCUUGGCAGAAUUUAUACAUUAUGUUCGCGAACAUGAGAAAAAUCUUCGUCUUCAAUUUUCUGAUCUUGAUAAGAAUAGAGAUGGCAAGAUCGAUCUUGAAGAGUUGAUAAGAGCAUUUAAGGACUUAGGAAUAGAAAUGGAUCGCGGUGAGGCAACCAAGUUAUUACAACGAAUGGACAAAGAUGGAAGCCUCAAUAUAAGUUUCAAUGAGUGGCGAGAUUUUCUGUUGUAUGCACCGAGCGCGAACAUCCAUGAACUUAUACAGUAUUGGCGACAUUCGACUUACAUGGAUAUUGGAGAGGAUAUAGGAGUUCCUGACGAUUUCACGAACAGUGAAAUGGUGUCAGGAAUGUGGUGGCGACAUUUGUUAGCGGGUGGUAUAGCUGGUGGAGUUUCACGAACAUGCACAGCACCUUUGGAUAGAAUCAAAGUUUACCUGCAGGUUCAUGGAACGCGACAUUGUAACAUUUCCAGCUGCUUCAGGUACAUGUUACGUGAAGGUGGAAUUACAAGCUUGUGGAGAGGGAAUGGUAUAAAUGUACUUAAAAUCGGACCAGAGACUGCCCUAAAGUUCAUGGCCUACGAACAAAUAAAGAGAGCUAUCAAAGGCAACGACACUAGAGAACUUGGACUCUAUGAGAGAUUCAUGGCUGGAUCUAUGGCCGGUGGUAUUAGUCAGUCGGCAAUAUAUCCUCUAGAGGUACUCAAGACUAGAUUGGCUCUUCGUAAAACGGGGGAAUUCUCGAGCAUAAUUGAUGCAGCGAAAAAGAUAUAUAAGCAAGGUGGUUGGAAAUCUUUUUAUAGAGGCUACAUUCCCAAUUUAAUAGGGAUUCUUCCGUAUGCUGGAAUUGAUUUGGCUGUGUACGAAACACUAAAAAAUAGUUAUUUACGAACGCAUAAGAAAGACGAGCAACCAGCUUUUUGGUUACUUUUGUUAUGUGGUACGGCUUCAAGCACUGCAGGUCAAGUGUGUUCGUAUCCGUUAGCUCUAGUCAGAACUAAAUUGCAAGCCGAAAUAUCAACGGGGAGUGACGCGAAUACAAUGAUUGGUGUUUUCAAAGACAUUCUCAAAAGAGAAGGUAUUCGCGGUUUGUAUCGAGGAAUAACUCCAAAUUUUCUUAAGGUAGCUCCAGCCGUAUCAAUUAGUUAUGUAGUAUACGAGCAUUUCAGACAGGCACUGGGUGUUAACAUGACGUGAUAAAAAUAUAUACACUAGGAGAUAUUAA
Molecule: messenger RNA, 2221 nt
Organism: Vespa crabro (European hornet)
Lineage: Eukaryota; Metazoa; Arthropoda; Insecta; Hymenoptera; Vespidae
Gene: SCaMC
Product: calcium-binding mitochondrial carrier protein SCaMC-2-B
Exons: 9
Coding region: 736-2193 (485 amino acids)
Biological process (GO): transmembrane transport
Cellular component (GO): mitochondrial inner membrane
Molecular function (GO): calcium ion binding; ATP transmembrane transporter activity
Source: RefSeq, a predicted model, not a curated record